GCGCUCGCUCCGGUCGGAGAUCAUGGCGGCUGCGGCCACGAUGGCGACCUCGGGGUCUGCGCGGAAGCGGCUGCUCAAGGAAGAAGACAUGACAAAGGUGGAGUUCGAGACCAGCGAGGAGGUGGACGUCACGCCCACCUUUGACACCAUGGGCCUGCGGGAGGAUCUGCUGCGCGGCAUCUACGCCUACGGUUUUGAAAAGCCAUCAGCAAUUCAGCAGCGAGCCAUCAAGCAGAUAAUUAAAGGGAGGGAUGUCAUUGCUCAGUCUCAGUCUGGUACCGGCAAGACGGCCACUUUCAGUAUUUCUGUCCUCCAGUGUCUGGAUAUUCAGGUCCGGGAAACCCAAGCUCUGAUUCUGGCUCCCACGAGAGAGUUAGCUGUGCAGAUUCAGAAGGGCCUGCUUGCUCUUGGCGACUACAUGAACGUCCAGUGUCACGCCUGCAUCGGGGGCACCAACGUGGGGGAGGACAUCAGGAAGCUGGACUACGGGCAGCAUGUCGUCGCUGGCACACCUGGCCGCGUCUUUGACAUGAUCCGGCGCCGGAGCCUGAGGACACGAGCCAUCAAGAUGCUGGCCUUGGAUGAGGCCGACGAGAUGCUCAACAAAGGUUUCAAAGAACAGAUCUAUGACGUGUACAGGUACUUGCCUCCGGCCACACAGGUGGUGCUCAUCAGUGCCACGCUGCCCCACGAGAUCCUGGAGAUGACCAACAAGUUCAUGACCGACCCCAUCCGCAUCUUGGUGAAACGUGAUGAACUGACCCUGGAAGGCAUCAAACAGUUCUUCGUGGCUGUGGAACGGGAAGAGUGGAAGUUCGACACCCUGUGUGACCUGUACGACUCGCUGACCAUCACGCAGGCGGUCAUCUUCUGCAACACCAAGAGGAAGGUUGACUGGCUGACGGAGAAGAUGCGAGAAGCCAACUUCACUGUCUCCUCCAUGCACGGCGACAUGCCCCAGAAGGAGCGAGAGUCCAUUAUGAAGGAGUUCAGAUCCGGCGCCAGCCGCGUGCUCAUCUCCACAGACGUCUGGGCCCGGGGACUGGACGUCCCUCAAGUCUCCCUCAUUAUCAACUAUGACCUCCCCAACAACAGAGAGUUGUACAUACACAGAAUUGGGCGUUCUGGGCGAUAUGGCCGGAAGGGUGUGGCCAUCAACUUCGUGAAGAACGAUGACAUCCGCAUCCUCCGAGACAUCGAGCAAUACUACUCCACCCAGAUUGACGAGAUGCCCAUGAACGUUGCGGAUCUGAUCUGAAG
Messenger RNA from Elephantulus edwardii (Cape elephant shrew), 1260 nucleotides. Its product is annotated as eukaryotic initiation factor 4A-III-like. Bases 23 to 1258 code for a protein of 411 amino acids. Gene Ontology annotation, molecular function: RNA helicase activity; ATP binding; mRNA binding. The record is from RefSeq and is a predicted model, not a curated record. The transcript has a single exon. Lineage: Eukaryota; Metazoa; Chordata; Mammalia; Macroscelidea; Macroscelididae. Gene Ontology annotation, cellular component: nucleolus; catalytic step 2 spliceosome.